CUCGAACAUUGUGAUUAACAAUUUGAUAAUGACCUGGAAUAAAGAAACGUUACUGCUGCGUUAGAAGUGCUGGCUAUGUGCAAGUUAAAGCUUUACCUUCGCGCCGAAAAGUUUUACACUUCGUUGGAUUCAGAUUCUCGUUACGUGGGAAAGCACCCGGUGUAUUGAACCACAAACAAGGGACAUGAUAAAAGCAUGCAUGUCCUAUGGGUAAACAAUGACAGCAAUAAAACACGCAUUACAACGUGAUCUUUUCACCCCACAAGACGAACGACUUCUGGGUGUCGUCCAUAUUGGUAAGGCUGGUGGAAAGAAAAAGAAAGCGAUUUUAUGCGCGUCAGUAACCACUGAACGACCAGUCGAAGUUUUCAUCAGCAAGAUUAAAAGAGCGGAGAAAGGCGAUACUUAUAAAAAGCAAAAGGUUUGGCAUCUCAAGGAACUUAAAGUGGUGAAUGGGAAAGAAAUUGGGGGAAAAGAAUCCACUGAAUUUGACCUUCAGUUUGAGAAGAACUUCAAAUGGUCAGCCACAAGUGUUGGGGAGAAACAUAACUUCUUAUCAUGUUUGUGGAAGCUCUGCCAUCGGUAUUUACCCCGCCAACAGAAACCAGCAUUUUCUAAUGUUCCUCAAAGCAUCUUGGAAGUGUCGGUUGCCGGGGGCGACACCACACGAGGGGGUUCAACAGCAGGAGUCGAAGAUGAUUCCCUCGAAGAUUAUCAGGCAUUGACUGAACAAGAAGAAACCGACCUUGAGCGAAUGAUCACUGAGUGUGAGUUUGCCAUCAGCGAUGCAGAAGCUUUCACAAACUCGCUGUCCAAAGAUUUAUCGGUUCUUGACGGACAAAACAUUCAUUCAAUAAUGGGUUCCGAGGCUCAGGUGAACUCACUCAUGGUAUUACUGGACAACGCUCUCGCUGAAGUUUCCCAGAUCGAGUCACGGUUGGAUGAAUACGAUCACAUGGUUGGGGGUAUAGCAACGCAGAUGGGACAAAUGAAAAACCAAGAAUCAUUUAUUCAAAUCACUAACAAAAACCACACAAGGUUGUUGGAGCAACUCGAUACCUUGGUGGUACAACUAGAUCUCUCCAAAGGUCAUGUAAAAGCACUUCGGGAAUCGGACUUACGUACCGACAGUGGUAUAGAAGCGUGUACGAGCGCUGCUGAAGCUUUGCAGGAAGCUAUGGAGGUUGAAUUGCCCAAAGGUCUUUCAAAGCUGAAUGCCGUAAAAGAACAACAGAAGUUAUUUCAUGACUUGCGACAAAAGUUCGCUGCUCGCAUAUUUGAACAUCUCAAUAAUGUCUUCGUAAGACAGGGCAGUGAUCAACCUGGUGCCUCGUUAGCGAAGCAAGCAAGUGGUUUAAAGUUACCCAAACACUUUCCCUACCAUAGAGAUCUUCUACCUUAUCGACAACUUAUACUUUGGCUCAAAGUUGCUGAUAAAACUAAAUAUACGCAGCUGUCUACGACUUACACUCAAAGUUUAAACAAGCUCUAUACACAAGAAAUUAAAGAUUUUAUGGCAACAGCAAAACAAAGAUUCAUUCAACAAGCCAUACUAGAUGUGAACAGUGGUUCAGGUUCUUUACAAUCAACCUCACGUUCAACGUUGUCACUCGCUGUUCCAAUGUCCGGUGAACAAAAAUCAAGACAAAAGACAUUAAGCAAAAAACUAAGCUCAAGUAUUCGCAAUUUAUCGGGAUCCCAACAAAGCUUGUCGAAAGAAAAACGGAAAAUAUUUGGAUCAACACAGAGUUUGGCUGUGAAAGCUGUCGGGAAAAAGCUUCGAUUCGGGCAUAAGAAAAGAACACUAGGUGGAAGUAGAGAGUCAUUGGCAACCUCAGAUUUUGAAUUAUCAGAUAGGGAGAAGUUUAGUUCGACUUUUCGUGAAGUAUUAAACGAACUUGAACCAACAUGCCAGGAUGAAGAAGUUUUCCUCACCAAGUUCUUCCAUCUUAAUGUUGAGAGUGCCGAUACCAUGAUGCCGGGAGGGUCAGAUGAUGAGGAAGAUGACACGGAUCAAGGAAUCGCAAGUCGGAAGAAGUAUCAGGAGGCACAAGUAACAAAGGAAAUUCGGCCAGCCAACAUUGUGUGGAGAAUGAUGACUGAAAUCUUCUCUGUUGUUGAAUCUGAGUUAUUAUCAUUGGUAGCGUUUGGUGAAGACCUUGAUCCAUUGAAUUCACUUAAUAUGUUGGUGGUUAUCGGACAAAGGGUUUCUCAAGCUCAGCAGGUCAACGAUGGAUCGUUUCUUGCCAAGAUGCUCGGGAAUUGUUUGAUUGAAGUGAAAAGAAAUUUUGACAAUUUCAUCAAAAACAAAGUCCGGAUGGUUCAAGAGAGCCACGUUAGCAAAGGGAAGAAGUGCGGCAUCCUCCCCUUUGUUCAGGAUUUUGAGGACUUUGUUGGACUCGCUGAAAGCAUCUUCCGCGACUCUGGGAGGAGAACGGACAUCGAUAAAGCUUACAGCACCCUUAUUUGGGCCGUGUUUGAAACAAUUGAGAGAGUAUCCGGUGACAGCCAGAAAACACCGGCAGAAGUUGUAAUGUUCGAGAAUUAUCAUCAUUUACUAAAUUGUUUGUCGAGUUUAAAGAUUGCUGCGCUUGAAAACGAGAAGAAGCAAGUCCGAGUUCGAUACAAUGAAAACUUUAAUAGUUACGUUACAACUAUGCUGGGGAGGCCAUUGGAGAAACUAAGUAAUUUCUUCGAAGGAGUCAAGCAAGUAAUAGAUGGUGGACUUCGCCCCGAAGAAGUCGGGUUUCAGCUUAAAUACAGCAAGCAAGAGUUGCGUAAAUGCAUCAAGGAAUAUAGUGGUAAAGAAGUGAAGAAGGGACUGGAAUCUGUUUAUCAUAAAAUCGUCAAACAUACAUCGGAAGCCGACCAUAUGUUGUUAAGGGUUGUAUGGCAGGACAUGCAGAAAGAGUUUAUUCGUCAAUACAAAGACUUUGAAGAUUUAAUCGCGAAAUGUUACGCUGGAAGUCAGAUCAAGUUGGAAUUCACAAUCGAUGACGUUUUGAAUUAUUUCUCUGACAUUGCAUUGGCACAGUAGAUGCUUGAUUGACUUUAUAAACAGUGGGUUCAAUAUAUGCGGCACUGUAACACUUUACCAAACUGAAUGUAUGACUUACAUACACCUGCCAUGUAGUAUAAAGUAUUAGGCGCCAGAAUUUUUAAAAUGCAGGUGGGAGGGAAGUUAGACACACAAACCUGUGAGACAUAUCUGGCUUAUUGGUCGUAAUGUGACCCUGCCACCCCAGGUUUGGCGACUAUAACAAUUUAAACAACAUGAGUACCAUUUUUGAUAAUAGACAAAAACUUUAACAAAUUUAGACAUUUUUAUAUGCUGUUUACAUGUUAUGGUGCAUUGUUACAAUAGUGAUGGUGUUAUCAUAUGAAAAAUUGUUGUGAUGCAUCAGUGAUAUGAUCAUAUGAAUCUAUCACGCCAUGAUUGAUGUGCAAUCCUCUUAUUUGUUAUUCCUAUAUAUUAUUAUCUUGUUAUAAAUAUAUGAAUGCUUUGAUUUUUGUUUAUUAUUGUGCAUAGCUUAACCAUUAAAAUAGUGACGCAAAAGUUAGCAUCAUUUUACAGACUAUGUCAAUAAUUUGUCUUAGGUAUAAACUUACCAAAACUUUAGACUUUGUUUUCAAAAUGUUUCGCUAAAUAUAAAGUCAUAUUUUUGUUAGACUCUGCAUAUGAUUUCAUUUUGAUUCUAUUUAUAUCAGGCACUGUUUUUUGAAUGUGAACUUGAGUCUUAAAGCUUCUAAAAAGAUUCUUUCCUGAAGUUAAUUUUGUUGCUUUGAUUGCUGUUAAUGCAUUAAUGUUUGAACCAGCGGUUCUUAAUCUUUUUAACCCAAGUCCCAUUUGUUGGACACUAAACUCCCAACCCAUCAAAACCAUUACACGUUGAUUUGUUCAUUGGUGUAGUAUGUGUAAAGCUAUGGCUUAUUUCUCAACUUCAUUAUUUAUCUGCAG
Molecule: messenger RNA, 3958 nt
Organism: Ciona intestinalis (vase tunicate)
Lineage: Eukaryota; Metazoa; Chordata; Ascidiacea; Phlebobranchia; Cionidae
Source: RefSeq, a predicted model, not a curated record